Conger conger (European conger) is the source of this 1931-nucleotide messenger RNA. RefSeq names its product protein-lysine methyltransferase METTL21C. NCBI's taxonomy places the organism in Eukaryota, Metazoa, Chordata, Actinopteri, Anguilliformes, Congridae. The coding region runs from base 509 to 1528 and encodes 339 amino acids. Gene Ontology annotation, biological process: peptidyl-lysine methylation. The transcript is spliced from 6 exons. Gene Ontology annotation, cellular component: cytosol; cytoplasm. Gene Ontology annotation, molecular function: protein-lysine N-methyltransferase activity. The record is from RefSeq and is a predicted model, not a curated record.
UGGGGGCGCUAGCGUACAGGUACAGUAACUGCCCCAUAUACUGUACAAAGUGACAAUCAGGUAACCAGGGCACAGGGGGUUGCAGGCAUAACUGCAUGUGGGUAGCAUAUGCAAGUUUGGGGGCACUGAGUUUAUCUGGGCAGUUCGAGGACCCCGUUUUCUUUUCUUAUUGGGUUCAGUUCUUUGUGCUUGGAGAGCAAGUUCCAAGCUUAAGGCAUAAGCUGGACUUACAGCACACAGGUACAAGGUACAUGUGAAUUACACAAAAAAGGUGUACUAGACAGGUAACAUUUCAUAUGGGCCAAAUUUACAGGUAAAGCUUAAGUCCAGGUUACAGAACUGAAUGAAAGUGCAUAAAACAGCGAAGGUAAGUUACCCAGAGAUAUUUAAGCUGUGAAGUAGGCGAGUGUCAGUGCUUCAAGCUGUCACAAGCACAUGAUCCUCCUGUACACCACAACAGGGUGAAAUAUCCUCUUGCUAAUCACAGCUAUGAAAAACAUCACUAAGUAUGAAACCAAGCAGCAGGAGCAACUCAAUCCUCUGCCCUUACACAGACCAAUCUGCAACGUGGAGAUCCACUGUGGUGGGAAGGGAGAAGAGUGUUAAUUACAUCAGAGGAACACAGAGGAUAUACAAGCUAUCAGGACCAUCAGUGCUCAACAUUCAACAGCUUUACGAGAUCAUCCUUCCACUAGAUAUAUCUCCAGGCUUUCCGGUUGUUAUGGAGACCUUGUGUCGGACGAGAGAGCUGGAACGUGAAGCAGACCAGGUGAUUGAGGUGGAAGUCGAGGAAGAAGAGGAAGAUGAGGAAGAGAUAGCGGAUGAUGAUGAUGGCGUACCAGAAGAUACAGAGGAAGUGAAAUCAAAGGACGAAGAGUCGAGUGAAUGUCCGAAAAAGACCAAAGCCUGGGAACCCAGUGUCUACACUGCCCUUUCUAGGGAGCAGUACUAUUUUGCCGGCCAUGACAUCGACAUCCGCGAGGCCCUCGACUCUUACGGCGCCAUCAUCUGGCCAGGGGCAAUAGCUUUAUGCCAGUAUCUAGAAAUGAAUCCUCAGGCAAUCAAUCUGAUGGACAAGUCAGUGCUGGAAAUUGGAGCUGGAACAGGCCUUCUGUCUAUUGUGGCCUGUCUGCUGGGGGCAUGGGUGACUGCCACAGACAUGCCAGACAUCCUGGGGAACCUGACCUGCAACCUGAGGCGGAACACCAGGGGGCGCUGCAGGUACACUCCUCAAGUGGCAGCUCUGUGCUGGGAACAGGACCUGGAGAGCACCUACCCCCGCUCUGUGCACCAGUACAACUACGUGCUGGCAGCCGACGUGGUCUACCACCACGACUUCCUGGACGAGCUGCUGGUCACCAUGCGACACUUCUGCCAGCCCGGUACCACCCUCAUAUGGUCCAACAAGGUGCGCUUCCAGUCCGACCUGCGUUUCACCGAAAACUUCAAGAGCGCCUUUCACACCACGCUACUGGCCGAGCUGCCCGACCAAGAGAUCAAAAUCUUCAUGGCCACCAGCCGGGAGUAGAGUAUGGCCUGCUGGAGGGCAUUCAUUCAGUCCAUCAUGAGCUGAAUCUAAAAGAACGUAUCAUUCCUCUGGAUUAGCACAACAUUCGGUCUCGUCCUUUUUGGUCACACCUUCGAACAAAACCGUAUUCGCAAUCAUAGUCUGGACAGAAGACAAUCAUCAAAGCAUUUUAAUGAACAAAGGAAAUUAUGAAUUAUGUUAAUGAAGAGCAAUGGCUAACCGUUACACACGUUUUACAUUUGUUGUGCUGUUUACAUUUGUUUUCUUGAAGACUUGAUUUGACACUUGUUUUGAUAACUUGCAUGCACUUUAUAAAAGUAAAUAAAUGUGGCUUGUUGUACAUUUUGUGUGUGCAUGUGGUUUUAUUAGUACAAUUAAUACAUGACAUUAAAUAUCAAACCUG